Messenger RNA from Drosophila grimshawi, 2574 nucleotides. RefSeq lists its product as uncharacterized. The transcript has 3 exons. Lineage: Eukaryota; Metazoa; Arthropoda; Insecta; Diptera; Drosophilidae. The record is from RefSeq and is a predicted model, not a curated record. The coding region runs from base 1 to 2496 and encodes 831 amino acids.
AUGUCAACGCCACCAUUACGACUAUCAAGUGGUGGCACCACUUCGGUGGCAGCACUUUUGCUGCUCCAGCUGACAUUGCGCACAGUUGUGGUUAACGGUUUUGGCAUUAAUUUAAUGCAGGUACGCGACGAGGACAAGUCCCAGGCAGCAUGCACCUUGGCCCUGCUACAAAAAUACUUCAACUCCGGAGAUACACUCUCCGGUGCCGUGCUCUGCGUGAGUGUCACACCCUAUAGUCGCGAUAUUCAGGAGCAGCUGCUGCGUGAGUUUAACAUUCAGCCGGAUUGUCCAUGGACCAUUUUGGUGACGCACACAAAAACUAACUUCGAUGGGCAGCAAGUCAUGCAAGUGAAGCCACAAGGCUAUUUUUUGGUAGUGGACAAUCUGGACGAUGAGGAUUUGGAUGAGACGCUGGCACACUGGAAGGGCAUGCUCAACUGGAACCCGUUGGCACAGUUUGUGGUGUAUUUGGCUUCUGUGGAGGAGACAGACGAAGAGAUGACCGACUUGAUGGUCGAGAUACUCUUGAGCUUCAUGAACAACCAUCUCUACAAUGUGAAUGUGAUCGGGCAGAGUGAUGAAAACAGUUUUUACUCUGGCAAGACAGUCUUUCCAUAUCAUCCGGAUAAUAAUUGUGGUAAUCGUGUGAUUGCCGUAGAGUUCUUGGAUUCAUGCAGCUAUGAAGAAGCUGAGGAGGAUGACGAUUCCAGCAGUGAACUCGACAACGAAGACACAAAUUUUGAAGACGAAAUCGAGAACGAGUUUAUUCAAGACAAUGGAGAAGCGGAAUCGGAAUACGGGAAUAAUGAUGAUGGGCCAACUGAAAACAGAGAAAAUGAAAAUAGUGCAACUACAGUCGAGGAAGCGGAAUAUGUCAAUGAGGUGGAACCUGCUGACGAAAAUGCAGAUGAAUAUAAUGAUACCACAAUUGUGGAUAUGAACUCUCAUGCUACUGCCCGGGCUUUAGGCCUAACGACAAAUGAGAAUAGUAGCUUUAAAAUGGACAGUCAAGAAAACGAGGGCACCAAUAAAACAUCCAAAUCGGAUCAACCAGAAAUAAAAGUCAAAGAAUAUGUACGUGCUAGAUUUGAAGAUAAAUUCCCCCGUGAUCUGAGCGGCUGUCCCAUUAGAGCUGGUUAUCGUGGUCCAUGGGAGCCGUAUAUAUUCCCCAUUAGCCAGGCGCCAUUAGUAGGCCCAGCCUAUUACGAGACAGGCGGAGCGGGUAACGAGACCGCUCCGAGCUACGACUAUAAUGAUGAAAUGCAAGAAGAUUAUAACAACGCAGAAGAUGAAAUGCCAAAUACCAAUCAAGUCGAUGAAUCGGUUGGCUUGUCAACGCUAACUGGCAUCGAGUAUCAACUAACGCAGACCAUUGCCCAGCGACUCCAUGUGAGUAUCGAUUUCACCACCAAGAGCAGCAAUGUAUUCCAUCUGUUCCAGCAGCUAAUCGAGGGAAAAAUCGAAAUGAUUGUGGGCGGCAUCGAUGAAGAUCCCAAAAUCAGUCAGUUUGUGUCCAGUUCCACACCAUAUCAUCAGGAUGAGCUCACCUGGUGCGUGGCGAAGGCAAAGCGCCAGCAUAGCCUAUUCAACUUUUUGGCCAGUUUUGAUGCCGUUGCUUGGCUAUUGUUGCUGCUGACCAUCGUAGUCAAUUCUUUGGGCGUGGUGAUGGUACAGCACAUCUCCGGCUUUAAGCUGAAGAGUGUGCGCAACUAUCUGUCCAUCUGCAUACGCAUGCUGGGCAUUUUGGUCACCCAGGCCAUUAAUGUGAAUGCCCAAGCAAUGCCAAAUGCUUUGCGCUUGCUACUGCUUAUGGCCUUCAUUCUGGCCUUCUUCUUCAGCAACACGUAUCAAAGUGUUCUGAUCAGCACACUAACCACUCCGACGACACAAGCCCAAAUUAGUGAACUGGAGGAGAUUUAUAGUGAACGCAUGAGGAUUUUGAUCAGCUCCGAGAAUGUGAGGCAUCUCAGUAAAGAGGGUGAGACCUUCAAGUAUAUACGUGAAAAUUUUGAGGUGUGCGUAAAUAUUGUGGAGUGUCUCAAUAAUGCCGCGGACCAAGAAAAUGUUGUCGUUUCCGUGUCCAGGCAACAUGCCUUCUACAACGCCCGAAUUCAGCGAGAUCGCCUAUAUUGCUUUGAUCGUAAGGAAUCCUUAUAUGUCUAUCAGGUGUCUAUGCUGCUCCCCAAGAAAUAUCAUCUGCUGCACCACAUCAAUGCGGUUAUACAGCACGUCAUCGAGUCGGGACACAUGCAGAAGUGGGCACGUGAUUUGGAUAUGGUGCGAAUGAUUCAGGAGAAGAUCACAGGUGUGCAGGAGGAUGCCUUCAAGGCGCUGACACUGGGCGCAUUUCACGGUGCCUUUGCAUUUGCCAGCGUCCUUACACUGCUGGCCGGCGGUGUCUUUAUCCUGGAAUGUGUGGUGUAUUUACUGGUGGUUAAGUGGCGCACACGCCUCAGGGUACUACGUUGCAUACAUCGUCGCUUUGGACGCUUCUAAGAAAAAAAGAGGGAAAAUUACGCAUACGCAUAGUGCAACCUUUCACAUGACGAAAAGCGCCACUGAUUGGAAAAUACA